ACACACACCUGUUCCUUGGAAGUGUGGUGUAAGGUCCAGGACCACCCUUUUUAUCUGGUUUAAAUACGAGAGCACGAAGCUUCUGUCUCAUCCACAAACUUGCAUCCUUCACAAGACGUCUUUUAAAGAAGGCAUUUUUUGCUCCCUGCUUCAUCAGUUCCUUGUUAAGAACAUGGCGACCAGUGUUGUUGAAGUUGGUGGAAUGGGAGGACAACAUUUCUAUUUUAAUGGCAUGAAUAAUCAAUCCUUGUUGAAAAAGAUCAAGGUUUGGGAAGGUGAUUUGGAGAUAAAAGCCGUGAAGGUGUGGCUUACUGAUGGCCGGUUCAAACCGUUUGGUGUUCCUGAUGGGAAUCUGAAAGAGUUUACAUUUGAUGAUGAUGAGAUAUUCGCCUCCCUUUCACUUUGGCCAAAUCAAGCUGGUACACAUCUGGGUGCCAUCAAAUUCAAGACAAGCAGCUCCCGGGAGUUCCAUGCAUGCGUGACAAGUUGUCAACUGCAAUCAGAAGUAGUAGUUGAUGUUGAAUCUGGGAAUUGCCCUGGAAUCCAAGGACGUUCUGAGGCUGACAUUGAUCGCUUCGGCUUCGUGAUACUCAAGAAGAAAUCUGCUUAGCUUACCAAUGUGGUGUAUCCCACCGUUUCUAUAGUCUCACCCAAAGUGACCCAAAAAGACCAAAAUCUUUUGACAUUUUCGGAUUAUAAUCUGUUAUAAUUUCCAUCAAUAAAAACAGUCUUAAUUGAAA
This is a messenger RNA of Tachysurus vachellii, 740 nucleotides long. Its product is annotated as aerolysin-like protein. The coding region runs from base 173 to 610 and encodes 145 amino acids. Lineage: Eukaryota; Metazoa; Chordata; Actinopteri; Siluriformes; Bagridae. The transcript has 2 exons. The record is from RefSeq and is a predicted model, not a curated record.